Messenger RNA from Indicator indicator, 415 nucleotides. RefSeq names its product titin-cap (gene TCAP). Gene Ontology annotation, biological process: cardiac muscle tissue morphogenesis; sarcomerogenesis; detection of muscle stretch. The transcript is spliced from 2 exons. Gene Ontology annotation, molecular function: titin binding; protein-macromolecule adaptor activity; structural constituent of muscle. Gene Ontology annotation, cellular component: Z disc. NCBI's taxonomy places the organism in Eukaryota, Metazoa, Chordata, Aves, Piciformes, Indicatoridae. The record is from RefSeq and is a predicted model, not a curated record. The coding region runs from base 1 to 405 and encodes 134 amino acids.
AUGCUGGGGCCCAGCGCGGUGGUGCGCAGCGGGGGGCUGCUGUCCGGUGCCCGCCUGGGCUGCCGCCUGCGGGAGGAGGACUCUGGGCGCAGGGAGACCUUCAGCGCGGAGUGGUUGGACCUGGAGCUCAGCACCCGACCUGAGCAGGGGUGGUGCCGGCGGGAGGUGGACCAGCAGCGCCGGGAGACGCUGGAGCAGUGCGGGGAGCUGCGGGUCCUGGAGCAGCGCUCGCCCUGGGGGGUGCUGCGGGUGGGCUGCCUGGGACAGCCCCUGGCCCAGCACCUCCUGCCCUACGCCCGCACCCUGCCCCUGCCCCUCUUCUCCCCCUCAGACCUCCGCGGUGCCAAGGCCGGGCUGCCCCGCACCCUCUCCCGCUCUCUGUCCCAUGAAGCCCAGAGAGGCUGAGGGUGCUGGG